AUGGCACUGGGAUAUAUCAGGGACCGCUCUGUCAAGAAGAAUACUGUCCAUCUUGUCCCUCCAUCGAGGGAGGGCCAGGUUCCACCCCCACAAGAAGUCAAGGGGUGGAAAGAUGAGGAAGAAAAUGUUUCUGGUAAAAGAGGUUUGCCUGGAGAAAUGGGCCCCAAAGGUUUUAUUGGCGAUCCUGGUUUCUCAGCUCUUUAUCCAGGUCCUCCCGGUUUAGAUGGUGAACCAGGACCACCUGGUUUCCCUGGCCCCCCUGGCCCCCCAGGAAGUUCAGGAUAUUUGGUUGGGCUGAAGGGAUAUCCAGGGGUCCCAGGUCCUGCAGGCAACCAAGGCUACCCGGGUCCACGAGGACAAAAAGGACUGAAAGGUGAUACAGGAGAUUGCAAAUGUGUUGAACAUAUCGAAGGAAGAAGGGGUCCUGCGGGGCCACCUGGCCCUCCAGGGUUUCAAGGUCCAAUGGGAGAUACUGGGAAAAAAGGAGAAUUAGGAGAUCGAGGCCCCCAUGGACUUCCUGGCUUUCCUGGUCCAAAGGGAUUCCCUGGUGUACCUGGACCUCUUGGACCAAAAGGGGUAAAAGGGGAUUCCCAAUAUGUUACCACAAAAGGGGCCAAAGGAGACCCAGGAACUCCAGGAAUUCCUGGAUGUGAAGGAGAAGAUGGUUUACCUGGCAGGAAUGGCAAAGAUGGUUUACCAGGACUUCCUGGGCUUCGAGGUGAUGGCAUAAGAGGAGAACAAGGGGAUCCUGGUGACCCAGGCCAGCCAGGCCCGAAAGGUUUUCCCGGUGAAAUUGGCCUGCCUGGUAUGGGUUUGCCUGGUCCAAAGGGAUAUCAAGGUCCUGCAGGUGACCCUGGCACCCAUGGAAAUCCUGGCUUUCAAGGCCCUCCUGGCCCCCCAGGGGCUCCUGUUCAGACAGAAUGUGGGCAAAGAGAGGACCAAUUUCUUAGAGAUAAUAGAACUGUAUCAAUUUACUCAGGAAUCGACUGUGUUAUAGCCCCAAAAGGAGCUCCAGGGUAUCAAGGACUGCCUGGACAACCAGGUGCAAAAGGUGCAAAAGGGAUUCCUGGUGAACUUGGUUUGCAUGGAUCCAAAGGACUGAAAGGCCCUCAAGGGGAUCAAGGUUAUGGAGGUGCAGCAGGUCCAGCAG
Molecule: messenger RNA, 1150 nt
Organism: Python bivittatus (Burmese python)
Lineage: Eukaryota; Metazoa; Chordata; Lepidosauria; Squamata; Pythonidae
Source: RefSeq, a predicted model, not a curated record